ACAGUUGUCCUCUAGACAGAAGGCAGGAAUUUGAAAUUGGUCGGCAACACACUACUAACUCAGUGAAGUCACUUGUAUUGUGUCCAUACUUCACGAAUCAUCUUUUGACAUGAACUUAGCACUUGAUGAUUUGGUCCAAGAGUCUGAGAAGCUACUAACGGAAGUUCAGGAAGACAAUGAUUUGCCAUAUAUCACUCGUAGUUUGGACCAAAUGUGUCAAUUUGGUGAAAAACUGCAUCUUUCCAGGGGAUCUAAUAGUGAUAUAAAGGCUGCUCGUCUACUGGGUCCAAAGUUGAGUUAUGAGCUCCCUAAAAAUCUCUCCUCAAAAUUGGAAGCAUUGGUUCCGACUGAUUCCAACGAAAAUGGCCCUUUAGUGCCCGAGACAGAUAUCCAAUCUUUUUUGAGGUUGGAGAGAGAAAAUGCCUUGGUCGGUGCAAUUCACUUGACUCGGAAGUCUAUUUUUGAGGAGGUAGAGGAGCGUUGUGAUGCUUACCUACAAAGUUGGUGGGAGCAGGAAGCUACUGGUGUGUUAAGUAGUUUAUCAGGUUCAAAUGGACCUUUGGAUACAGAACUUUUAUCUCUACCUGAUCUAGAAAGUUACAAUCAAUUAAACUUAGUAGAUGGGAAGCAAACUAUGCAGUUAACACGGUAUGAACUACUAUACUCAAAUCAGCUGGAUUGUUACCUUUCCCUACACCUCACACCGUCUGCUGAUUUCACACCUAUUCAGAAUGGAGUUCCUCGUGACCUGCUAACUUAUUUAUCUAGAUCCCAUGAUUCCAUUUCUCGUGAAAAGCAGCUAAAAUCACAGUCAAAGACGUCUCAUUCGGAUAUUGCGGAGAUGUGGUGUUUUAUGAAAAGGAUUGCUUACCGUAUGCGUAGUGAACAUAGUAGUCUAUUAUCAUAUGAUCGUCCACUGGAACUUCGAGCAUCUUCAUUUGUUCAGAAUACUCUAUCGCUGUGUGCUCUAGAACAUUUGGAGGCCGAAUUUUUAGAAUUUGUAAAGGCAACGGUUGCCAACCAACCUCGUCUAGCCCGACUUGGUGGGCGUCCAGGAACUCGAUCCCUAGUACGUGCAUAUCUGAGUCUUCGCCUUCCAUUAGAAAGCAUACCGGAUGAUUCAUUUCUCAACAAUUCAUACCAGUCAUCCGAAUUUGAUGAUGGUCUUGUAGAUGGUGUGCCUGUAUGGCCCAUGCUUUUCUACUGCUUACGUACUGGAGAUACCCAGGUGACCUUAGAAGUUGCUCAUGAUGCUGUGAACAAUUUAGGAAACUUUGUAAAUGUUCUUGAAGAAUAUGUGGAGAACAGUCGGCGUCUUCGAACACCCAAUCAAGCAAGAUUUCGUCAAACAUGCAAACAUGUGAUUAAGUCUACACGUGACCCUUAUAAAAGAUUAAUUUAUUCUAUUCUUGGUCAAUGUGAUCUGAAUGAAAAUCAUACAGAUGUUGUUUCAAAUGUAGAUGAUUUUCUGUGGAUAAAGAUAUCUCAAGUUAUUGCAUACGAUCCUACAGAGUUCAUAGUUGCAUCAAGGAGUACUACGGAUGAUACUGUAACAUUGUGUCAACUGCAAAGCCUAUUGUAUGAAACCUACGGUGAAUUGCAUUUUGAUGCUUGGUCUCAACCAUUGAUCUACUUUAAAAUUCUAUGUCUUACACAGCAGUAUGAAGCAGCUAUAGGAUUUCUCGCUCGCUUUGAACAGCUGCGAUGUCAUGCGGUUCAUAUUGCUUUGGUUUUUCAUGAUCUACACAUGCUGUUAAUGCCUAACUGGCUUCACUCAUCAUUGGUAAGUCGUAAUGAUUGUGAUCCCACAGGAUUUCGAAGACUUAAUUUGGCUCGUCUAAUUAUGUUGUAUACACGGAAAUUUGAAAUCACGGAUCCAGAGAAAGCGCUUAUGUACUAUUAUAUGCUUUCUGAUAUCUCAAAUCCUACUGGGAAACUACCGGAAGAAGAAUCCAGUACAAAUAAGCUUAGUUGUUCACACAACAUGUCUUUUGAUUAUGUGGAUUGUAAAGGUCAGAAUUUGUUCGUUCAGUGCGUUUGUGAACUAGCCCUAGCCAGCAAAGAGCUAGAUUUGCUUUUAGGGUGUUUGGGUGAAAACGAUGUUCGCAAACCUGGCGCUAUCGACCGCUAUUGCAAAUCAACAGAAUCCCGACGGGAACUAAUUCGCACAGUUGCUCAUGUCUUCGAAAACAGUGGUCAAGUCAUCGAGGCUGUCCGUUUAUAUCUGCUCGCUUCAUCUUAUGGAGAUCCUAAGCCUGACAUACUAGUAGCUGUGGCUUUAUUGAAUACUGUGUUAUCAAGUGUGAUAAUAACGUCUGAUCUUGGGACAACACCAUUGACACAAUCUCGAUUAGCAGGACAGCUAGAUCGGAGUAUGCUUUUACGUCUUGCAAGUGAGGUAUGAAGAUUUUUCAUCAACUUGCAUAUGAUCAUUUUACUAACAUCAUUGGAUUCUGCCUUCAAUGUUGGUAAUCACCUUACCGUGCAAAAAUAGCUAAGAUUCUCGCAUGAUAAGAUUUUUUCCUGUUGGAAACUAUUUGCACGCUGCUGACAGCUCGUCAAGGUAGUACCUGAAUUUUGAAAAUUGUUGAGCGAGACUUUAUGUCGUGCAUCUUGUGGGUAACCACUAGUCAGGUUUCACUCAGUUUAUUAAUACUCCAUGAAGCCAACCAAGCACGUUCGUGCUCACCAAUAAACACCUUUGUGUUAAAGUGCCAUAAAGUACUUUUCUUAGCAUGACAUGCGUCCUACAUACAUAUAUAUAUAAACUCGCUCUACUUUAUUGAAGGGGUUAAUCAAAUCCCAUACCUUUUUGGACGACGCUCCUAACGGCGUAUUGCUGCGUUUACUGGUAUAUCUUCCGAAACAAAGAUGCAGAACCCUUCCGGAAACGUACCUGAUAAAUGUUCGUUAAGCCUGAUCCACUGAAGAGCUAACAUCGGUUACGCUGUCAGGACAUUCAGAAUACAAUGUUCACAGCCAUGAAAACAGAUGCCGUAGUUCAACUACAUGCAUAUAUAUCGUGUUGCUUCAUAACUGUGAAAAUGCUUAGGGUAUGUGGACCACCGUUCCCUGUAAAUUUUACUGAGUUUACUACAUAGGUAGACUAGAUAGUGUGCCGACUGUAGAUAUGUCAUGGUCAAUAGGUCCAAUCACACUUUACUAAUGAAUUGCAGACAAUAAUGGGCAUAUUGGAUGUAAUCCAGUGAACAUUAGCCUUAUGAAUUCAGAAUCCAAGCAGCUGCUUCUGUCUAGUAAAAAAAGAACAACAAUUUCUGCAAAUAUUCUUGUUUCAUAGUUAACAAGGCAACGAAAUAUAAAGGUAUAUUCUGGGGUACUUUUUGUUCCUGAUGGGGAUCGACUAUACGGUAAGUUCUUAUUUAGAAGAAUACACAAAGUAAUAAGUUUAUUUCUACGAGAAAGAUGUUUGUGGUAUAUAAUCAAAGCUCUACUUCCAAUAUUUUUAUCAAUUACUUUCACUUUGGAAUAAAGGUGAUCAACUUUUUUCUUGCCAAAAUAGCUCGCUCAUAAAGUUCGCCGAUUGGGAAUAUCAACUGAUGAUAAUGAUUACCUACUUCAACGUGACGUUGAAACAGACGUAACUGGGUCCACAUGGACAACCAAAAUCCUAUUUAUCUGCUUGAUCUUGCUGCGUUUUCGACCUAGUGGAUGCGGAAAGGUGGCAGGCUGCUAUUGACCAUAUGGAUCAGCUGGGUUUAUUCCCAUCUAGCUCCCAACCUUCACACGUAGAAUCUUGUGUCGCACUGUUUUCUCAACUCCCAGAUACAGUUCGGCGACCGCUCCCUGGGCAUUGUAUGCUCUGAUGCGUUGUUUAUCUGCAAAGACUGGUCGAGGAGUGUCUGCCACGAGCUGUGCAGCGCGAACUGAUGUUUACCUCGAAAAUGGCUACCCCGGAAGUUCGAGCUAGAGCGAAGGCUUUGAUAGCGUAUGUUGGUCGCAUUCCACACAGAUUACCAAGUGAAAUUUAUGCCGGUCUAACACGUAUGGAUAUGGAAAUUAUGUAGUUCAUUACUGUCAUUUUUGAAAGUAUUUAUCCGAAUGUUUAUUUUGUGUAAAUCCUACGGAGAAAAAAUAAAACGCUUCCACUCA
Messenger RNA from Heterobilharzia americana, 4110 nucleotides. The record is from the annotation of a GenBank genome assembly. Lineage: Eukaryota; Metazoa; Platyhelminthes; Trematoda; Strigeidida; Schistosomatidae.